Messenger RNA from Enhydra lutris kenyoni (northern sea otter), 1030 nucleotides. RefSeq names its product T-cell surface glycoprotein CD1a-like. Gene Ontology annotation, molecular function: exogenous lipid antigen binding; endogenous lipid antigen binding; lipopeptide binding. NCBI's taxonomy places the organism in Eukaryota, Metazoa, Chordata, Mammalia, Carnivora, Mustelidae. Bases 1 to 990 code for a protein of 329 amino acids. Gene Ontology annotation, cellular component: external side of plasma membrane. The record is from RefSeq and is a predicted model, not a curated record. Gene Ontology annotation, biological process: antigen processing and presentation, exogenous lipid antigen via MHC class Ib; positive regulation of T cell mediated cytotoxicity; antigen processing and presentation, endogenous lipid antigen via MHC class Ib. The transcript is spliced from 6 exons.
AUGCUGCUCCUGCAACUUGUGUUGUUAGCGGUUCUCCUCCCAGAUGGUGACAGUGAAGAUGCCUUCCAGGAGCUGAUCUCUUUCCGAAUUAUCCUGACCACAUCCUUUUACAACCAUUCCUGGACACAAAAUCAGGGCUCAGCAUGGCUGGAUGAGCUGCAGACUCAUGCCUGGGACAACAAGACCGGCAAUUUCAUCUACCUGCAGCCAUGGUCCCAGGGCAAGUUCAGCAAUCAGGAACUGAAAGAAAUGGAAAAAAUAUUCUACAGAUACUCCAUUAUAACUAUUUCAACAUGUCGUAACCAUGUCAGAGAUUGGUGGCUUGAAUAUCCCUUUCAGGUUCAGACAGUAAUAAGCUGUGAUUCUCACUUUGGAGAAGCAUCAGUAUGCCUCCUGCAGAUUGCUUAUCAAGGAACAGACCACUUGAGUUUCCAGAACACCUCAUGGUGGCCAUCUCCAAAAGGAGGAAGAAGGGCUCAACAGAUAUGUAGACUAUUCAAUCAGAACCAUGUUAACAAGGAAAUAGAACAGAAGCUUCUCAGUGACACCUGCCCCCGGCUCCUGUUGGGUCUCCUUAAGGCAGGGAAGACAUAUCUCCAGCGACAAGUGAAGCCAGAAGCUUGGCUGUCCACUGGCCCCAGUCCCGGUCCUGGCCAUCUCCUGCUAGUGUGCCACGUUUCCGGGUUCUACCCAAAGCCUGUGUGGGUGAUGUGGAUGCGGGACAAGCAGGAACAACAGGGCACCCAGCGAAGCGACAUCCUGCCCCAUGCUGAUGGGACAUGGUAUCUUCAGGUGUCCUUGGAUGUGAAACUCAGGGAGGCUGCUGGCCUGUCAUGUAGAGUGAAACACAGCAGUCUAGGAGGCCAGGACAUGGUCCUUUACUGGGAGCAUCCCCACUCCACGGGCUUGAUCUUCCUGGCAGUGAUAGUGCCCCUGGUGCUUCUGGCAGGUCUGGUGUUGUGGCUCUGGAAAUGCUGGAAAACACACUGAAGACCGCAGUGCAUUGGCCUCCCUUUGGACUGACCUCCCA